Austrofundulus limnaeus is the source of this 5889-nucleotide messenger RNA. It is a transcript of the gene gpatch8, whose product is annotated as G patch domain containing 8. Gene Ontology annotation, molecular function: nucleic acid binding. Gene Ontology annotation, cellular component: nucleus. The record is from RefSeq and is a predicted model, not a curated record. NCBI's taxonomy places the organism in Eukaryota, Metazoa, Chordata, Actinopteri, Cyprinodontiformes, Rivulidae.
GAAAACUGCAUGUUGUGUCCCCUCUGUUUAACUAGUUUUGUUAUUUAUCUUUUGUGAAAAAGUAUAUAUUUURCCCUGUUUUCUGAACUUAACCGGUGAUAUAGAAUGGAACCGUAUCAGUAUGACUAAACUAAAUCCCCACUGUGCUACACAGAAAUGUUUUGACGGAUAGCUGUGCGAGCUGUGAAUCCACCGCAGUCAGAGUCAUUUGCACAUCCUCCCCACAGCGGGCUUCUGUCGGACAGUCAGAGGAGAAACUCGCUGUUUAGAAAAUGGCCGACAGAUUUUCUAGGUUCAACGAAGAGCGUGAUUUCCAGGGUGGGAAUCACUUUGACCAGUAUGAAGAAGGUCAGUUGGAGCUGGAGCAGGCGUCCCUGGACAAGCCCAUCGAAUCGGAUAACAUCGGGCACCGGCUGCUUCAGAAACAUGGCUGGAAAUCGGGGCAAGGACUUGGCAAAACCAUGCAGGGACGCACCGAUCCUGUGCCCAUUAUCCUUAAAUAUGAUGUCAUGGGGAUGGGCCGCAUGGAGAUGGAGUUGGAUUAUGCAGAGGAUGCCACAGAGAAGAGGAGAGUGCUCGAAGUUGAAAAGGAGGAUACAGAAGAGCUGCGGCAAAAAUACAAAGACCAGGUGGAGAAGGAGAAAGCCAUUGCGAAGGCUCUGGAAGACCUAAGAGCAAAUUUCUACUGUGAACUCUGUGACAAGCAGUACACUAAACACCAGGAGUUUGACAAUCACAUAAACUCUUAUGACCAUGCUCACAAGCAGAGAUUGAAAGAACUGAAGCAGAGAGAGUUUGCUCGUAACGUGUCGUCCCGUUCUCGGAAAGAUGGAAAGAAGCAAGAAAAGAUGUUGCGACGACUGCACGAGCUGGCUGAGCAGAGGAAACAAGACAAACAAAACCGAACUCCUGGGAGUGGACCCAUGUUCAAAACAACCACAGUUGCUGUUGAUGGAGAAAAAGCUGAAGAUUGUGACAGCACGACCUUUGAGAACCCCACUUUGGCAGACGCUACCUUAGAGAGCUCACCUGCAGAGAAAGCUGAGCAGUCUUCUCCAAAGCCCGGUCCAACUAUUAACUUUUCUCUAGGAAAAACCACCUCCUCGUCUCCAACUCCCAGCAGUGGAUCCAAAGUCAGCGUCUCAUUCUCUUUUGCCAAGAAAGCCCCUGUAAAGUUGGAGACGGCAGCUGCUGUGUUUGCUGAUCAUGGUGAGGAGGCAGUGGAGGAGGACGAGAACCAGGAGGGAGAAAAAGCUGCAGGACAAGAGGAGGCACCAGGCUGCAGCACAGAUAGUCCUAAGGGAGUACCCGAAGUCGGUGAAGGAGGAGAGAAAGGUGGCGCAGCCGAAACAGAAGAGGCACAGCAGCCUGACGAUGGUGGCUCAUUAGCCUCCACUCUCAACAAACUGAAGAUGAUGAUGAAGAAAGAGGAAGGGUUUACAGGAAGGGAGCCUCAGUACUAUCAUUACAUACCUCCAGCUCACUGUCGGGUCAAGCCCCACUUCCAGUUUUUGCUCUUCAUGAAGGCGACUGAACAGUGUCCGGGCAAAGAAGAUGAUGAAGAGGAAGAAGUGCAGGAAGAAAAAGAGGCCGAAGAAAGUUCUGAUCAGACAGAGUCUAAAGCUGCCGAGUGUAAAACUGAAAAAGAACAAGUGGAUGAGACAUUAGCUCCUGAGCCAGAGCCGGCUCCUCUGUCACCUAAAGUGAAGCCAGAAGAAAACGUGUCUUCUAGUGGAGUAGACACAGCUUCCACUGUACCCACGUCUCCUACUCACAAAGCAGACAACACUCAGGAUGCAUCAGAUUCAAACACCGGUCCGAAGAUCCCUACCGGACCCUUCUUUCCAGUUUUGAGUAAAGAUGAAAGUACGACCCUACAGUGGCCCACGGAGCUUCUGGAAUUUACAAAAGCUCAACCCUCCCUGUCUUACAGUUGUAAUCCUCUGUACUUUGACUUUAAGCUGUCUAAAAACAGAAGACUUCAUGGUGCGAAAGCCGCAAAAUCCCCCAAGGUUUCAGAAAAUCUUGAUGACAAGGGCCAAAAGGUGGAAGCUUCAACAGCUGAAGCAGAAGCAGCACCUGAACCUGAAACGAGCACCGACAAAGACAAGAGCGAAGUAAAGGUAGAGCCCGGCAAAUCCGAAGGUGCUGAGCAAAAACCUUCAACCGCUGGCAGCGGUGCAAAGAAGAAAAAGAAAAAGAAGAAACACAAGAAGUCUGGAAAGCAUUCGAAGCACAAAGAGAAAGAAAAAACUGCAGCAGAAGCUGCAGGGGAAGCGACAGAGGCCGCGCAGGAAAAACCCAAAAAGAAAAAGAAACACAAACGGAAGAAGAGCAAAAACAAGGUUCAAAAUCAAGACGAGGCAGCUGGUGAUGAAAAGGAAAAGGUUAAGCCAAAGCCAGAAGAUAAAGCUGUUGGCCCCUCAGUUCAGACAGCAGCUGGAGGGGGAGCAGCAGCUGCAGGAGCAGGAGCAGAACCGGGCAAGAGGAAACGUGCAGCAAAGGAAGUGCCUUCCAAGUCUGGAGCCGAGCAAGGGGGGAACGGGAAAAGCAACACCAAGGCCAACCCCUCUGAAGAGCACGGCAGUAACAAGAAACAAAAAACUGACUCCAGCACGUCCCAAAGUGCCUCCUGCUCCACCUCUGCUCAGAAGAGUCCUGGACACGGUAGACCUCCCAGCAGCGACAGUGAAGAAGGCAGCUCCAACAACCAGCACUCACGCCAUCACAAGUCCAGCCCUCGAGAACAGCGGCGCCACCGCAGCGACGAGUCGCGCCGGUCCUGCAGCCGCUCCUCCAGGCGGGGAGAGAGACGAGGGAGCAGUCGUCGGCACCAUCGCGGCCAAACUUCUGGCAGUCGCUCGUAUUCCAGCAGCUCGGAGCYCUCCUCGGCGGGAAGCAGCGCCUACAGCCGCCGCAGCCGCAGCUACUCGGACAGCUACAGCGACUACAGCACGGAGGGCCGCAGGCGACGGCGCUCCAAGCGUUCGUCAGACUCCGAGUACGAGCGCAGGGGCAGUCGAGGACGUCGGCGAUCCAGAAGACACCAGUACACCUCGUCCUCCUCCGAAGACUCCCGCUCACGAUCGCGCAGCUACAGCCGGAGGAAGAGGCAUCGGCGGCGCCACCGCAGCAGCUCGAGAAGUUCCAGCAGCUGGAGCCACAGCACUAGUCGAUCCUGGAGGCGGAGCUACAGCCGAAGCCGGAGCUCGGGCAGCCGCUCGUCCAGUUCGAACAAAGGCUCCCCCCACAGACGAAACCCCCGGGGUCGGGGGGACGGCGACACGCACCGCAGAGACUUCAACCGCUCGCGCAUCUACCGCUCCCAGUCCCCGCGCUCAUCAUUACGAGGCCUUAACCGCAGCGCCCACUCAUCCAGCUCUCAGGCUCUGAGGCCAGGGGGGUCCCGUGACGCAGGGGAACAGAAGAACACGCUCACCGCACGCCAGCUGCUGGAGAAGGUUCAGUCCAAAAAGAGUUCAGAGGAUUCUGCCACAGGAACAAAAUCUGGGAUUAAGAUUAAGGACCCACCACAGGGCUAUUUUGGUCCUAAACUACCCCCGACCCUGGGAAGCAAAGCCAUGUUGCCACUUUUUGGUAAACUGCAGGCAGGAAAGAAACCACUGUUUCCUCUGACAAGACCCGACGAGGGUGAGAAAUCAGGAGCAGGAAAGGGUUCUGAUGCAGAUGGAGAGGUUAUCCUUGUUGAGCCCAUACGGGAGUUCCCUCCUCCGCCACCUCCACCAGCCCCGCCUGUCCAGAGGGUUGAGGAGGCUCCUCAGACAACAGCAGUGCAGGAAGAGACUCRGCAGCACGCCACUGCAGAAGAACAGGUACACCUGGACCCCCAACCGAUGUUUGAACAGGAGCCGUCCAUGAUGAUGCCCCAGUACCAGGGAGAACCAGGGCAGGAUCCCUCCCACAACCCCAUGAUGGAGUCCCUCAUGCCUGAAAUGCAGCAGCAGCCCCAAGUACACGCAUAUCCUACUUACCCACCCCCCAAUCUGGAGGAGGAUGGUAUUGAGGCAGAGGAGGAUGGGCUGGCUCCUUUAGAAAGUCAGCCCAUCACCUUCACACCAGAGGAGAUGGAGAAAUACAGCAAGCUGCAACAGGCUGCACAGCAGCACAUUCAGCAGCAGCUUUUGGCCAAGCAGGUCAAGGCAUUUCCUUCAGCUGCUGCGGCUGCAGCCGCUGCUGCAGCAGCGGCCAACUUGGCCCCGGCCCCCCCUCCACCAGCCCUGCAGCAGAUCCACAUCCAGCAGCCGACCGUCUCUGUCGCUUCAGGCACAUCGAUCACCACUGUGCAGCACGCCAUCCUGCAGCAUCACGCAGCUACGGCUGCAGCGAUGGGUAUCCACCCAGCACAUCCCCACCACCCUCACCCUGCACACGCCCAGUUGGCCCAAGUUCAUCACAUCCCCCAGCACCACCUUACCCCCAUCUCCCUGUCGCCUUUGGCCCCCUCACUUAGUCACUCUUUGGGACACUCGCUGGGCCAUGCAGGACUGAUUCCCGCUCACCCAACAGCCUUCCUGUCUGGUCAGCCCAUUCAUAUCAUCCCUGCUUCUGCCCUUCACCACACACCAUUAGCUCUCCACCACGUCCCACACACAGCUCUGUAUCCCACACUGUUUGCACCCCGCCCCUCCCAGGCUGCCGCCGCUGCAGCCCUUCAACUUCACCCGCUCCUGCAUCCAAUUUUCUCAGGACAGGACCUUCAGCACCCACCUAACCAUGGCUCUUGAGUGAUGAUAGAAGCGAAUUUUGAUAUUUAAAGCAUUCAGACACUGAAUAAAGAAGGGAACUGUCUUGGUUUAAAGAUUUGCAGCAUCAUGAAGGCAGUUGAAUAUGAAGUUUGUAAGAAGAAACACCCACACAUGCAGUUUGUGGUCAGAAAGUGGUGGACCUUCUUUGGGUUUAAAACACUAGAAUUUUCUUCUGGUUCAUGUAGCUUGGUUAGUCCCCCACACCCACCACCCACUCUUCCUAUAAUUUUGAAUACUGGGUGUAGAUGUACAGACUUUCUCUUGGAAUUGACUAUUUCAAUUUACAGUUCAUUGAUAACUUGAUAAAUUACUGGAGAUUCAUUUUAUAAUUUUUAUUUUUUACUUUUUUCCACAACUUUAUCAAAUUUUGACAUAUACAGAGACCCAUAGUAAGUGUGUCAAUAAGCAGAAAUAUGUGGACUAAGUGGUUUUGUUGCAGAAAUGAACAAAUUCGGCUGUGUGCGUUGUGCUGAAUUAAUAACUGGUACAGUUAUUAAUUCAGUCCAUGUUCCCAUCUGACAACCGGUUCCCCUUUUUGAUUCUUAGUCUCAAAAUAAUUGAUGUAACUUGUUCAUACAUCGGUGUGUAAUGUGGAAAUCAAUUACAUGAAACGACAGCGCUGUUGUCCGAAAUGGCAUGACAUCUUAUUAGAAAGUCUCUAAAGCAGGGGAAAUGUGUUGUAGGGAUUUUAACAUCCCUAAUACUCGUUAAGGUGGAGCUCCUCCCUGUUUAAGGUUACAUGUGAAUGAAUUGCACUGAAAUAUGUACAUCGGAAUGAUGCUUUUGCGUCAUGUAACAAUAAGAUUGUAGUAUACUGCAAUAAUUGUAUUUUUGUUUUAAAUUAUUUUCCAAAAGCUCUUCGGAAAGAAGGGCUGCGUUUGGCUUUUGUGUAAUUUUGUAAAUAAAAAUGCUGUAGAUUAACCUUUUAACGUUCUUAAAGGUUGACAGUGCUACUGAGAAACAGUGAAGAUGGAUAGAAGUUGGGCGUACGUGUUUUGUCAAGGUUGGUUCUAAAUCAUCCUUCGCUAAGUCCGACCGGGAUGGCAAAAAAUCUGUCAAAAAGGUAGCGACUGUAUUUUUUAAAAAACAUAACUACGUUUCAGCAAAUAAAAUCUUGACUCCA